AUGACACAAAGCGAAAAGUUUCUUUAUCGACAAGGCGAUAGAAUACUUUGUUUUCACGGGCCUAUGAUAUAUGAGGCCAAGAUUUUAGACAAAGAUUACCAACAUCCGAAAUCAGGAGAUUCGGGUCCACAUUAUUUAAUACACUAUAAAGGAUGGAAGAAUACUUGGGAUGAGUGGGUAGCUGAACAUAGAGUAUUACCAAUCAACGAAGCCAAUUUAAGUAGACAAAAGCAAAUUGAAGAAUCUAUGACAAAGAAAAAUAAAUCAUCAUCAAAAAAAAUUGUACAAGAUUCUUCAGUGGAUAAAAACAAAAAGCGAAAAAGAGAGUUUUCUUUAGAUAAAGAUGAUCUCAUUAAGAAGCCUAAGGUUAUAAUUUAUAUUCCUGAACAACUUAGGUUACUUUUAGUACAGGAUUGGGAAAACAUAAAUAAGUCACAAAUGUGGGUGCCAUUGCCACGUAAACCAUCAGUAAAUGAUAUAAUAAGCAAUUAUAAAUCUUGGAAAAAUGAAAAAAAUAAGGAUAAUGAUGGUAUUGCUGAAGAAGUUAGCAAGGGUGUAGGUUUUUAUUUUAACAAAUGUUUGGGAACUCGGCUUUUGUAUCAAUCUGAAAGAAAUCAAUAUAAGGAAGUUCGUUCUAAAUUUGAAAAUCUGGAAAAUGCUCAAAUUUAUGGAGCCGAACAUUUAUUAAGAUUAUUUGUUAUUUUCCCAAAAUUAAUGUCGAGUACGAAUAUUGGCGAGGAGACAUUGAAUGUUUUGAAAGAACAUUUGUCUGAUUUAUUAAACAAUGACAGUCGAUUCACAAGGAUCAUCCAGACAACUCUUCAAUUACCCUCUCAUCCAUCUAAUAAUAUUACAUAUUCUAUAUCUCAAACUGUGUCAACAGCCCCACCAUUUUAUAUUCUUUCAAAACUUUCAGAUCAAAACGUUUACCACGCUUAUUCUGAAUGGUAUCAUGUCAUGAUGGAAAUCCCUCAAUAA
Messenger RNA from Cetraspora pellucida, 978 nucleotides. NCBI's taxonomy places the organism in Eukaryota, Fungi, Glomeromycota, Glomeromycetes, Diversisporales, Gigasporaceae. The record is from the annotation of a GenBank genome assembly.